Messenger RNA from Trametes versicolor FP-101664 SS1, 177 nucleotides. RefSeq lists its product as uncharacterized. The coding region runs from base 1 to 177 and encodes 58 amino acids. The transcript is spliced from 2 exons. The record is from RefSeq and is a predicted model, not a curated record. NCBI's taxonomy places the organism in Eukaryota, Fungi, Basidiomycota, Agaricomycetes, Polyporales, Polyporaceae.
AUGCCACCUUCGACAACCCUCCUCAAAUCUGGGCUCGGCUCUGGCGAGGCCUGCCUCUACGUGCACGUCGCAAUCGCGUCCAUGGCACUCGUACCACUCCGCUUGACCAGCGACUCGCAAUGCCUUCACUCUCAACCUGCCAACUACCUGCUUUCGACUGAGAGCAGGCAGGUGUAG